AUGGAUAAAAAUGCACUCAAGAGAAGAAACAGAUUGCUUAAAAAGAAUGAAGCUCGGAUGAACCUUCUGCUGGGGAAAUCGCAGGAGGGCGAUGUAGAGAAGUACUCAGAGGGAAAAAAGAAAGCAACCGAUUUGAAUUUAAAACAGGAUGAAGUAAAUCAAGAGGAGGGACAAGGUGGAGGGGAAACGAAACAGCUCCCCUCGGGGAAAAACGCCACUUCGGAAAUAGACCAAAUGGCAACACCGAGUAGUUCCCCAGGGCAGGCUAGCACCGCCGACCCCGAUCAACACACUGAAGAAAAUUCCAAUCAAAAGGGGGACCCCACCAAUGAGCCUGACCAAACGCAGGAGGGGGAGAAAAAGGAAGGCGAGAAAGACGACCCCUCUGGGCAGGAAAAGCAAAAAUCCGACGCAGAAACGAACCAAAAGGGGGAUCAAAAGGGCGAAAUAAAAAAUCGAGCAAAAAAAAAACCAACAAGCAAUAACACAGGUGAUGAUAAGUCAGAUAGCAACCGAGACGACGGUUCCAAUGCAGAGGAUGCCAAUAAGCCCAGUGAAAGCAACAGCGGCAAGUUAGAACAGGGCAAAGUUAAAGAGGAAGCCCCAAUUGAAAUCCCCCAAGUGAAAGUGUCCAUACUCAGACUAGCCCAAUUUGUAUCCCUCAUAUUUAUCGCAACAGUUUUAAGCGUGGUGAAAAUAAAAUAUUGUGAUUAUAAUCCACUGCCGAUGAGCAUACAGCCCAUGCGAAAGAAAAAAAUAUUGCAGCGUUUCAUCAGCUCCAAGUUUGUUUUUUUUUUCUUCUCCCUUUUUUAUAACAUAGCAUUUUCGCUAAUUGAUGUGUAUGCGCAUUUUGUAAAACACAACCUGAGUCAGAAGGAGAUCUGGAAGAACCUACAGAACCUACGGGAAAAGCUAACAAGCCAGUCUGAAUCUAUCCUGUAUCUCCUAAAUAAUGGCCCCACGGUUGCUCUUUUUUUUGUGAGUAUUGUAAAAACAUACUUGCUGCUAAUGUUUUUAACUCAUUUGUUUGAUGACCUUUUGUACAACUACACCGUUCGAAAGACUUGGGUGAGUGCUCCCCUCCCCGCGUCCUAG
Plasmodium fragile is the source of this 1095-nucleotide messenger RNA. RefSeq lists its product as uncharacterized. NCBI's taxonomy places the organism in Eukaryota, Apicomplexa, Aconoidasida, Haemosporida, Plasmodiidae. The transcript has a single exon. The record is from RefSeq and is a predicted model, not a curated record. Bases 1 to 1095 code for a protein of 364 amino acids.